AUGAAAGAUCCUACAACAACAACUUCUACACCUUCCUCACAACCACAUAUAUUUCCUCCUUCUACACAUGCACCUCGUCUGCUAACACUGUCACCUACUCCAACCACACCACCACAUGCGUUGCCCCCAUCUACACCGCCCCCUCAUCAAAUGCCGCCACCACCUAUGUUUCCUCCUCCUACACAACCACCUCGUCUAAUGGUGCCAACACCUAUGUUAAACCCCACAACAUCUCCACUUACAACACCACCACCUGCCCAUACCUCACCACCACAUGUGUUUCCUCCUUCUACACCACCACCUCUUCAAAUGACAUCGCCACCUAAAACAACCCCUACUACAUCACCACCUACUCCUAACAAACCGCCAACUAUGUUUCCCUCUUAUACACCCCUACCAACUCCUAAAUCACCUCUUUCAUUAACCCCACCACCUAAAAUAACUCCUACCAUACCACCAACCUCUCCUAACAGACCCCCACCUAUGUUGCCCCCUUAUACACCCCCAUCUACUCCUAACAAAACACCCCCAAUGUUGCCCCCUUCUAUACCUCCACCAACUCCUAAAAUACCCCCACCUAAUUUUACUCCUAUCACACCACCAUCACUUCCUAUGACACCACCACCUCCCGCCAUACCACCCAAUUGUCCUAUGGGAAACAUGCACAUUUGUGCAAAAUUGUUAAAUUUAGUGAGUAUGGUAAUUGGGACUCCACAAAACCAACCAUGUUGUUCUCUCAUAAAAAAUCUUGCUGAUUCUGAAGCCUCUGCAUGUAUGUGUGGUGCAAUAAAGGCUAAUAUAUUGGGAGCAAUCAGAGUUAGCAAUAGCAAUGCAUUGAACUUACUCAUCAGCAAGUGUGGGCGCAAAACACCUACCGGAUUCAUAUGCUAUUAA
This is a messenger RNA of Vicia faba (fava bean), 894 nucleotides long. Lineage: Eukaryota; Viridiplantae; Streptophyta; Magnoliopsida; Fabales; Fabaceae. The record is from the annotation of a GenBank genome assembly.